Canis lupus familiaris (dog) is the source of this 6909-nucleotide messenger RNA. It is a transcript of the gene INTS1, whose product is annotated as integrator complex subunit 1. Gene Ontology annotation, cellular component: integrator complex. The record is from RefSeq and is a predicted model, not a curated record. The coding region runs from base 95 to 6667 and encodes 2190 amino acids. Gene Ontology annotation, biological process: U2 snRNA 3'-end processing. The transcript has 47 exons. Lineage: Eukaryota; Metazoa; Chordata; Mammalia; Carnivora; Canidae.
UGAAUGAGCCGGCGGGGGGACGGCGGACCCGGCGCCGGCCUUCCCCUCGGUGACAGCGCGGCGGCGGCGGCGGCGGCGCGGGACGGGGGACAGGAUGAACCGGGCCAAGCCCGCGACCGUGCGCAGGCCCAGCGCGGCGGCCAAGCCGUCAGGGCACCCUCCACCGGGAGACUUCAUUGCUCUGGGCUCCAAGGGUCAGGCCAAUGAAUCCAAAACGGCGUCCACUCUGCUGAAGCCUGCCCCUUCCGGCCUGCCUUCCGAGCGCAAGCGGGACGCUGCAGCCGCCUUGGCGGGUGCCUCGGCCCUGACCGGCCUCACCAAGCGCCCCAAGCUCUCCUCCACGCCCCCGCUGAGUGCCCUGGGGCGCCUGGCUGAGGCUGCUGUGGCAGAAAAGCGUGCUAUCUCUCCGUCCAUUAAAGAGCCAUCUGUGGUCCCAAUUGAAGUGCCACCCUCCGUGCUGCUGGAUGAGAUCGAGGCUGCUGAGCUGGAGGGCAAUGACGGCCGGAUCGAGGGCGUGCUGUGUGGGGCGGUGAAGCAGCUGAAGGCCACCCGUGCCAAGCCCGAUGGCGCGCUGUACCUGAGCCUCAUGUAUCUGGCCAAGAUCAAGCCCAACAUCUUUGCCACAGAGGGUGUCAUUGAGGCUCUGUGCAGCCUCCUGCGGCGGGAUGCCUCCAUCAACUUCAAGGCCAAGGGGAACAGUCUGGUAUCUGUGUUGGCCUGUAAUCUACUCAUGGCUGCGUAUGAGGAGGAUGAGAACUGGCCUGAGAUCUUUGUCAAGGUGUACAUCGAAGACUCCUUGGGGGAGCGGAUCUGGGUGGACAGCCCGCACUGCAAGACCUUUGUGGACAACAUCCAGACAGCAUUUAACACCAAGAUGCCUCCCAAGAGCAUGCUUCUGCAGGGGGAGGUGGGGCGCAGCGGCGGGGAUCUCAGUGCUGGGAGCAGCCCUCAUCCUUCCCUCACGGAGGAGGAGGACAGCCAGACGGAGCUCCUGAUCGCUGAGGAGAAGCUCAGCCCUGAGCAGGAGGGCCAGCUCAUGCCCAGGCCUAGGUACGACGAUCUCACAGAAAGUGUGGAGGAGUACGUCCUUGACAUGCUCCGUGACCAGCUUAACCGGCGCCAGCCCAUCGACAAUGUCUCACGGAACCUCCUGCGGCUCCUCACCUCCACCUGUGGGUAUAAGGAGGUGCGGCUGAUGGCAGUCCAGAGACUGGAGAUGUGGCUGCAGAACCCCAAGCUGACCAGGCCAGCCCAGGACUUGCUGAUGUCCGUGUGCAUGAAUUGCAACACGCAUGGUGUUGAGGACAUGGACGUUAUCUCCCACCUGAUCAAAAUCCGCCUCAAGCCGAAGGUUCUUCUCAACCACUACAUGCUGUGUGUCAGGGAGCUGCUGAGUGCGCACAAGGACAACCUGGGCACCACCAUCAAGUUUGUGGUCUUCAACGAGCUCUCCAAUGCCCGGAACCCCAACAACAUGCAAAUCCUCUACACGGUGCUACAGCAUAGCUCUGAGCUGGCGCCGAAGUUCCUGGCCAUGGUGUUCCAGGACCUGCUGACCAACAAAGACGACUAUCUGCGGGCCUCUCGGGCCCUGCUCCGGGAGAUCAUCAAACAGACCAAGCAUGAGGUCAACUUCCAGGCCUUCUGCCUCGGGCUCAUGCAGGAGCGCAAGGAGCCCCAGUACCUGGACAUGGAGUUCAAGGAGCGCUUUGUGGUGCAUAUCACAGACGUACUGGCUGUGGCCAUGAUGCUGGGCAUCACCGCCCAGGUGAAGGAGGCCGGCACCGCUUGGGACAAAGGCGAAAAGAAGAACCUCGAGGUGCUGCGCUCCUUCCAGAACCAGAUUGCGGCGAUCCAGCGAGAUGCCGUGUGGUGGCUGCACACCGUCGUCCCCUCCAUCAGCAAGCUCGCUCCCAAGGACUAUGUGCACUGCCUGCACAAAGUCCUCUUCACGGAGCAGCCAGAGACCUACUACAAGUGGGACAACUGGCCACCCGAGAGCGACCGCAACUUCUUCCUCCGCCUCUGCUCAGAGGUUCCCAUCCUGGAGGACACACUGAUGCGCAUCCUGGUUAUCGGGCUGUCCCGCGAACUCCCGCUUGGCCCCGCGGACGCCAUGGAGCUUGCUGACCAUCUGGUAAAACGAGCUGCGGCUGUGCAGGCAGAUGAUGUGGAAGUGCUGAAGGUGGAGAGGAUUCAGCUGAUUGACGCGGUCCUGAACUUGUGCACCUACCACCACCCCGAGAACAUCCAGUUGCCCCCUGGGUACCAGCCUCCGAACCUGGCCAUCUCCACCCUCUACUGGAAGGCGUGGCCCCUCCUGCUAGUGGUCGCAGCAUUCAACCCGGAGAACAUUGGCUUGGCCGCCUGGGAGGAGUACCCCACGCUGAAGAUGCUCAUGGAAAUGGUGAUGACCAACAACUACUCGUACCCUCCAUGCACCCUGACCGAUGAGGAGACCCGGACGGAGAUGAUUAAUCGGGAGCUGCAGACCUCCCAGCGGGAAAAGCAGGAGAUCCUGGCGUUUGAGGGCCAUCUGGCAGCGGCUUCCACCAAGCAGACCAUCACUGAGAGCAGCAGCCUUCUCCUGUCGCAGCUCACCAGCUUGGACCCUCAAGGACCGCCUCGGAGGCCUCCCCCCCACAUUCUGGACCAAGUGAAAAGUCUAAACCAGUCCCUGCGUCUCGGGCACCUGCUGUGCCGGAGCCGAAACCCAGACUUUCUCCUCAACAUCAUCCAGAGGCAGGCCUCCUCGCAGUCCAUGCCCUGGCUGGCCGACCUGGUGCAGUCCAGCGAGGGUUCGCUGGACGUGCUGCCUGUGCAGUGCCUGUGUGAGUUCCUGCUGCACGACGCGGCGGACGAUGCCACUUCUGGGGAGGAGGAGGAGGAGGGUGAGAGCAAAGAGCAGAAAGCCAAGAAGAGGCAGAGGCAGCAGAAGCAGCGGCAGCUGCUGGGCCGCCUGCAGGACCUGCUGCUAGGCCCCAAGGCUGAUGAGCAGACCACAUGUGAAGUGCUGGACUACUUUCUGCGGCGCCUCGGCUCCUCCCAGGUGGCCUCCAGGGUGCUGGCCAUGAAGGGCCUAUCCUUGGUGCUCUCGGAGGGCAGUCCGCGGGAUGGGGAGGAGAAGGAGCCCCCGAUGGAGGAGGACCCUGGGGACCCCGAGGCGCUACGGGGCUACCAGUGGCUGCUGCGCGACCUGCCCCGGCUGCCUCUGUUUGACAGCGUCAGGCCCACCACUGCCCUGGCACUGCAGCAGGCCAUUCACAUGGAGACCGACCCGCAGACCAUCAGUGCCUACUUGGUCUACCUGUCCCAGCAUACACCCGUGGAGGAGCAGGGCCAGCACAGUGACUUGGCACUGGAUGUGGCCCGGCUGGUCGUGGAGCGGUCCACCAUCAUGUCUCACCUCUUCUCGAAGCGCUCCUGCAGUGCUGAGUCGGACGCCGUGCUCGUCGCCUUGCUCUCCAUCUUCUCCCGCUAUGUGAGGCGCAUGCGCAAGAGCAAGGAAGGAGAGGAGGUGUACAGCUGGUCAGAGUCCCAGGACCAGGUCUUCCUCCGCUGGACCAGUGGGGAGACGGCCACCAUGCACAUACUGGUGGUGCACGCCAUGGUCAUCCUCCUGACACUGGGGCCACCCCGAGCUGGUGAUGGCGAGUUCCAGGCUCUGCUAGAUAUCUGGUUCCCGGAGAAGCAGCCUCUGCCCACAGCCUUCCUGGUGGACACGUCCGAGGAGGCCCUGCUGCUGCCCGAUUGGCUGAAGCUGCGCAUGAUCCGCUCAGAGGUCCCUCGCCUGGUAGACGCUGCCCUACAGGACCUGGAGCCCCAGCAGCUGCUGCUCUUCGUGCAGUCCUUCGGCAUCCCCGUGUCCAGCAUGAGCAAACUCCUCCAGUACCUGGACCAGGCAGUGGCUCAUGACCCCCAGACCCUGGAGCAGAACAUCAUGGACAAGAAUUACAUGGCUCACCUGGUUGAAGUUCAGCACGAGAGAGGAGCAUCCGGAGGCCAGACCUUCCAUUCCCUACUCACAGCCUCCCUACCACCACGACGAGACAGCACAGAGGCGCCAAAAUCCAAGAGCAGUCCGGAGCAGCCUUCGGGCCAGGGACGGACCCGGGCUGUGACCCAGGUGCGAGUGCUCGCCCCUGAGGAUGACCUGGCCGGCAUGCUCCUACAGAUCUUCCCGCUGAGCCCAGGCCCGCGGUGGCAGAGCUCUAGUGCCCGCCCUGCUGCUCUUGCGCUGCAGCAGGCCUUGGGCCAGGAGCUGGCACGAGUACGUCAGGGGAGCCCCGAGGUGUCAGGUGUCACAGUGCGACUCCUGCAGGCCAUCGCUACCCUGCUCAACUCCCCGCAUAGCGGAGCCCUGGUGAUGUCCAUGCACCGGAGCCACUUCCUUGCCUGUCCUCUGAUGCGCCAGCUCUGCCAGUACCAGCGCUGUGUGCCCCAAGAUACCGGCUUCUCAUCGCUCUUCCUCAAAGUGCUCAUGCAGACACUGCAGUGGCUAGACGGCUCCGCUGGGGAAGGGGGGCCCCUGCAGGCCCAGCUCAAGCUGUUUGCUGCCCAGUACUCAGCACGCCGCAGGAUCAGCGACGCACGGAGUGGGCUCCUGCGUCUGGCUGAGGCCCUGGCAUUCCGAGGGGACUUGGAGGUGGUCAGCUCCACUGUCCGGGCUGUAGUUGCCACCCUCAAGUCAGGAGAGAAGUGUGGUGUGGAGCCUGAGCUCGUCGGCAAAGUCCUCCGGGGUCUGAUUGAGGUGGGGUCGCCUCACCUGGAGGAACUGCUGGCUGCGCUCCUGGCCCCCGCCCCCAUGUCACCGACCUUGAGGCCUGUGGCAGUGGUGAGCUCCCUGCUGCUGCAAGACAAGGAGCCCCCAGUCCCAGGGGAGCCAGAAGCUGAUGGCAGCAGCUCAGAGGCUGUCCAGCUGGGACCCUGCUCAGGGCUCCUGGUCGACUGGCUGGAGAUGCUGGACCCUGAGGUGAUCAGCAGUUGCCCUGACCUGCAGCAGAGGCUGCUGUUCUUCCGGAACGAGGGCAAAGGUCAUCCGGGCCCCCAGGUGCCAUCCUUCCGACCUUACCUGCUGGCCCUCCUGACUCAUCAGUCCAGCUGGUCCACAUUGCACCAGUGUAUCCGCAUUCUGCUGGGCAAGAACCGGGAGCAGAGGUUUGACCCUUCAGCCUCUCUGGACUUCCUCUGGGCCUGCAUCCACGUUCCACGGAUCUGGCAGGGAAGGGACCAGCGCACCCCUCAGAAGCGGAGGGAGGAGCUGGUGCUGCGGGUCCAAGCGGCAGAGCUCAUCGGCCUGGUGGAGCUGAUCCUGGCAGAGGCAGAGGCCAGGAGCCAGGACGGGGACGCUGCUGCCUGCAGCCUCCUCCAGGCCCGGCUGCCCUUGCUGCUCAGCUGCUGCCGUGGACAUGACGAGAGCGUUAGGAAGGUGACCGUGCACCUGACGAGCUGCCUCCAGCAGUGGGGCGACAGUGUGCUGGGCAGGCGCUGCCGGGACCUGCUGGUACAGCUCUACCUGCAGUGGCCGGAGCUGCGGGUGCCCCUGCCUGAGGCCCUGCUGCACAGUGGAGGUGCCACUGGGAGCAGCACCUGCAAGCUGGACGGCCUCAUCCACCGCUUCAUCACCCUCCUUGCGGACACCAGUGACUCCCGGUCAUCAGAGAACAGAGUGGCCGAUGCUAACAUGGCCUGCCGGAAGUUGGCUGUGGCCCACCCCAUCCUGCUGCUCAGGCACCUGCCCAUGAUCGCUGCGCUCCUUCACGGCCGCACCCACCUCAACUUCCAGGAGUUCCGCCAGCAGAACCACCUGACCUUCUUCCUGCACGUGCUGGGGGUCCUGGAGCUGCUGCAGCCUCAGGUGUUCCAGAACGAGCACCAGGGGGCGCUGUGGGACUGUCUGCGCUCCUUCGUCCGCCUGCUGUUGAGUUACAGGAAGUCUUCCCGCCACCUGGCGCCCUUCAUCCACAAGUUCGUGCACUUCACACACAAGUAUGUGACCUGCAAUGCCCCGGCGGCCGUCUCCUUCCUGCAGAAACAUGCGGAUGCGCUGCACGACCUGUCAUUCGACAGCAGCGACCUGGUGAUGCUCAAGUCUCUCCUUGCAGGGCUGAGCCUUCCCAGUAGGGACGGCAGAGCCGACCGGGGCCUAGACGAGGAGGGUGAGGAUGAGAGCUCAGCUGGCUCCCUGCCUCUGGUCAGCGUCUCCCUGUUCACCCCCCUGACGGCAGCAGAAAUGGCCCCCUACAUGAAGAGGCUUUCCCGGGGCCAGACUGUUGAGGAUCUGUUGGAAGUUCUGAGUGACAUAGAUGAGAUGUCUCGGCGGAGACCUGAGAUCCUGGGCUUUUUCUCGACCAACCUGCAGCGCCUGAUGAGCUCUGCUGAGGAGCCCUGCCGAAGUCUGGCCUUUGGCCUGGCCCUGCGCUCCAUCCAGAACAACCCCAGCUUUGCAGCGGACUUCUUGCCCACAUUUAUGUGCUGCCUGGGCAGUCGGGACUUCGAGGUGGUGCAGACGGCCCUCAGGAACCUACCCGAAUACACCCUCCUUUGCCAAGAGCACGCAGCCGUCUUGCUGCACCGGGCCUUUCUGGUGGGCAUGUACGGGCAGAUGGACACCAGCGUCCAGAUCUCGGAGGCCCUGAGGAUCCUGCACAUGGAGGCGGUGAUGUGAGCCGGGGUGGCAGCCUGACUGCACGCCAGCCCUGGGUCCCUCUGCUGGUCACCUGCUGGUCUCCUCCGGGGCAGGGAGGGUGCCCAGCCGCCACAGAGCUGAGCAGGGGCAGCACCCAGAGCCCACGGCUGGUGACUCCCUGCCUGCACAGUGACGGAGACAUGGUCCAACGCCAGCAGACGCUGAUGUCUCAGAGAGCCGUGACAAGGAACUGGUUUUAAAUGAAACAUUCUGAAUUCCGA